Carlito syrichta (Philippine tarsier) is the source of this 1458-nucleotide messenger RNA. It is a transcript of the gene QPCT, whose product is annotated as glutaminyl-peptide cyclotransferase. The record is from RefSeq and is a predicted model, not a curated record. The transcript has 6 exons. Gene Ontology annotation, molecular function: zinc ion binding; glutaminyl-peptide cyclotransferase activity. Bases 75 to 968 code for a protein of 297 amino acids. Lineage: Eukaryota; Metazoa; Chordata; Mammalia; Primates; Tarsiidae.
AGAAUCAUCAUCAACCAGCCGUUUUGAAUUCAUCAUCUCUUCGGCAAGUCGCAGAAGGCACCAGUAUUUCCAAAAUGUGGCAAAAUGACUUACGGCCAUUGCUGAUAGAGCGAUACCCGGGAUCUCCUGGAAGCUACGCUGCCCGUCAGCACAUCAUGCAGCGAAUUCAGAGGCUUCAGGCUGACUGGGUCUUGGAAGUAGACACCUUCCUGAGUCAGACGCCCUACGGGUACCGGUCUUUCUCAAAUAUCAUCAGCACCCUCCAUCCCACCGCUAAGCGACACUUGGUCCUCGCCUGCCACUAUGACUCCAAGUAUUUUCCCCACUGGGACAGCAGAUUGUUUGUGGGAGCCACAGAUUCAGCUGUGCCGUGCGCGAUGAUGUUGGAACUUGCCCGUGCCUUAGACAAGCACCUCCUUUCCUUGAAGAAUAUUUCAGACUCCAGGCCAGAUCUCUCCCUCCAGCUGAUAUUCUUUGAUGGGGAAGAGGCUUUUCUUCACUGGUCUCCUCAAGAUUCUCUCUAUGGGUCUCGACACUUGGCUGCGAAGAUGGCAUCAACCCCACACCCACCUGGAGAAAGAGGCACCAACCAACUGCAUGGCAUGGAUUUAUUGGUCUUACUGGAUUUAAUUGGAGCUCCAAACCCAACAUUUCCCAAUUUUUUCCCAAACUCUGCCAGAUGGUUUAAUAGGCUUCAUGCAAUUGAAAAUGAACUCCAUGAAUUGGGAUUGCUCAAGGAUCACUCUUGGGAGAGGCAGUAUUUCCAGAAUCAUGGUUAUGGAAACGUGAUUCAGGAUGACCAUAUUCCAUUUUUAAGAAGAGGUGUUCCAAUUCUGCAUUUGAUACCAUCUCCCUUCCCUGAAGUCUGGCACACCAUGGAUGACAAUGAAGAAAAUCUGAACGAAGCAACCAUUGACAAUCUAAACAAAAUCAUCCAAGUCUUUGUGUUAGAGUAUCUUCAUUUGUAAUAUUCUGAUGUAGAUUACGGCAAUUGCUUCUAGCAUUGAAGUCAAAAGUCAAGGCACCGUUUAAAAUAAUCUGAUGCCAGACAAAUACUGUGUGAUGACAUCUAUCUUAUAGAUCCAUUUCUGGGUGUCUUUAAUGCAAGACCAGUUCUAGAAUCAUUAUAGAAUGAUGUUGUGUCCUAAAUUUUUCAUUCAUUUUUAUUUACAGAUUAAAAAAGGGAGAAUGUAAGAAAAAUAGAAAAUAAAUAUCUUUUAAAAACUGUUUUAGAUAAACACUGUGAAACAAAAUCAGAUUCAUUUAUUAAAUAUUGUAGCCUUCUGAACAGCACUUAAGUGAUGGUUGCGAUAUGUAGCCUUUGUUUUAUGAUUUUUCAUAUGUGAGAAUCUACUGAAUAUAAUACAAAGCAAAGAUAUAGUUUGAAGUCUUUCAAAUUUCUUUGAGGAAUCUUGGUAGGGUUAAUAUCAUGGAAAUUAAAAUCAGAAUUAAAUGCCA